Molecule: messenger RNA, 395 nt
Organism: Apaloderma vittatum (bar-tailed trogon)
Lineage: Eukaryota; Metazoa; Chordata; Aves; Trogoniformes; Trogonidae
Product: ADP-ribosylation factor 5
Exons: 4
Biological process (GO): vesicle-mediated transport; intracellular protein transport
Cellular component (GO): cytoplasm; plasma membrane
Molecular function (GO): GTP binding; GTPase activity
Source: RefSeq, a predicted model, not a curated record
GGUUCAACGUGGAGACCGUGGAAUACAAGAACAUCUGCUUCACUGUCUGGGACGUGGGUGGCCAGGAUAAAAUCCGACCCCUCUGGAGGCACUACUUCCAAAACACGCAGGGUCUCAUCUUCGUGGUGGACAGCAACGACCGAGAGCGAGUGCAGGAGUCUGCUGACGAGCUGCAGAAGAUGCUGCAGGAGGACGAGCUGCGGGACGCCGUCUUGCUGGUGUUUGCCAACAAGCAGGACAUGCCCAACGCCAUGGCGGUGAGCGAGCUGACCGACAAGCUGGGGCUGCAGACGCUGCGCAGCAGGACCUGGUACGUGCAGGCAACGUGUGCGACCCAGGGCACGGGGCUCUACGACGGGCUGGACUGGCUCUCGCACGAGCUCUCCAAGCGCUAG